Molecule: messenger RNA, 267 nt
Organism: Aureococcus anophagefferens
Lineage: Eukaryota; Pelagophyceae; Pelagomonadales; Pelagomonadaceae
Exons: 2
Biological process (GO): vesicle fusion; vesicle-mediated transport
Cellular component (GO): plasma membrane; SNARE complex
Molecular function (GO): syntaxin binding; SNAP receptor activity
Source: RefSeq, a predicted model, not a curated record
GACCAGCUCAACAAGACCAUGGCCAAGGUCGAGGGCGUCAAGAUGAUCAUGCAGGAGAACAUCGAGAUCGCGCUCCAGAACUGCGUGUCGCUCGAGCACAUCGACAAGCAGGCCGAGGACCUCCAGGCCCAGGCGGGCAUGUUCAAGACGCGGGCCAAGGUGCUGCGGUCCAAGGUCUGGUGGAAACUCUGCAAGAUGCGCCUCCUCAUCGCCUUCAUCAUCGUCGGCGCGCUCAUCGCCGUCAUCGUGCCCCUCGCGCUCAAGUAC